Neurospora tetrasperma FGSC 2508 is the source of this 1660-nucleotide messenger RNA. RefSeq lists its product as uncharacterized. The transcript has 2 exons. NCBI's taxonomy places the organism in Eukaryota, Fungi, Ascomycota, Sordariomycetes, Sordariales, Sordariaceae. The record is from RefSeq and is a predicted model, not a curated record. Bases 119 to 1384 code for a protein of 421 amino acids.
CUGCUGCUACCAACGACGACGACGACGAAUAACAAAGAGUGGUUGACAUCAUCAUCAUCAUCGCCAAACUCACCACCACGAUCACUACUAAAUCCAUUUACAUGCGCUGUCCGCCAUCAUGACCGAAAUGUACACUCAGCCUCCGGCUUCGUCGGCUACCGCCUCACUCCAAGAUCGCCGCGUCAGCGUCGCCACCCCGCCUUCGUCUAUUCCUAUGCCGCCUCCGCCUACAGGUGCCCGGCUUAGAAGUGGUCUUGCCGGCGAGACGUAUUCGCCCGUCAACCAGAACGGAAGCUUUGAAUUCGACCGUGUGAUCAAGAGCGGCUAUGUGCAAAAGCGCACCUCAAAAACCAAGGCUUGGAGGACUAUUUAUCUCGUCUUGCGCCCCAACACUUUGUCCAUCUACAAAUCAGAUAAGGAGGAGAAGCUUCGACACAAGAUCUAUCUGUCGGAUCUGACGGCCGUCACUUUCCUCAAAGACCCAAAGCAGAAACGCCCAAACGUCUUUGGCCUGUUUUCGCCCGCAAAGAACUUCCAUUUCCAAGCUCCGACUUUGCAGGAUGCCCAGGAGUGGGUUGACUUGAUCAGGAAGGAUGCCAGGAUAGAGGAGGAAGAAGAGGAACUUUUCUUGGCCAGCCCACCUCCCCGACGACAAUCCGACCUUAACCGUGACUUUGCCGCUGCCGCGGAUCGGGAACGACUUGCUUCGAGCUCACCGGAACCCCUCGAACCUCCUGUACGGAUUCUGGUGUCUCCUGGUGGGCGACGUUCAUCGGCCAUUGAAUCAUCGGGAAUGUCGGGGACAGAACUUGCGUCGCAUUCCGAUUUCUCCGACUCGGAAUUUCAACGGAUACCGGGCCCAACAAUCGAAAGUUUGACUGUGCGGUCUCCAUCCGUAUCACAAGCACGAGUACGAGCAGCACAGGCACAGGGUGCCCCCAUGACCCCAGGAGCGAUGAAUAUCAGCCAAUCUAGCGGCAUCAACGUCGAGCAAGAUCCGGAUCGGAUUAUCUGGCAGGGAUGGUUGCGAUUCCUCCGAAGUAAACGCGGCGUCAAGCAAUGGAAGAAAUCGUGGGCUGUAUUACGACCCAGAAAUCUCAUCUUGUACAAGGACGAAUCCGAGUACUCGGUUCUCUUCGUCGUCGCUUUUUCGUCAAUCGUCAAUGUUGUGGACAUCGAUCCGCUGAGCAAGUCCAAGGCCCACUGCAUGCAAAUUAUCACGGACGAGAAGAGCUAUAGAUUUUGUGCUCAAAAUGAGGAGGAGCUCGUUCAGUGUCUGGGUGCUUUCAAGAGUUUACUGGCAAAAAGGAGGGAGUUGGAGUCAAAAGCGGCAGCGUCGACAGCAAAUGCUACCACCGACCAGCAGCCUCGCCUGUCCGCAUGAUUGGUCGAGGCUGUUUUGCAUUGCGAUGCUGGGCCAAUAAAAAAAAAACAUAUAAAUGGGUUUUGGAAUUGAAAUGGUGUUGACGGACAUGGUUGGACGGACGGACGGACACAUUCGUUGUUGAUUGUUUACUUUUGUUUUUGGCGCUUUUUUGGAAAUACCCGAUGCGACGAUGAAGCCUGGAUAGGUUUCUCGUCUCAUCAAACUCUAACUCUUUGUUUUCUUUUGUUCUCUGUCUGACCUGCUUUUCCUCUUUCGCCAAACCAUUGGCGCUAG